UUUCGGCGGAGAAGAGGCGCUGGUGCUUCGAAGGCUUGGAGGCAGGCGCGCGGCGGGCAGGCCUGGAGGGGGCGGGUCCGCGUGGGCCUCAGUGCCGCCCGCCAGGCGUGAGGAGAGGAUAAGGGAGGUCACCGCCUGAAGGUGUGUCCGCUACGGCCGCACCGGCUGCCUCGGAGAGCUGCGAGCGUCGGGAACAACCAUGUCUUACUGCCGGCAAGAAGGGAAGGAUCGGAUCAUAUUUGUGACCAAAGAAGACCAUGAAACUCCUAGCAGUGCGGAGCUGGUGGCUGAUGACCCCAAUGAUCCCUAUGAGGAGCACGGACUAAUACUGCCCAAUGGAGAUAUUAACUGGAAUUGCCCAUGCCUUGGGGGAAUGGCCAGCGGCCCCUGUGGCGAACAGUUCAAGUCUGCCUUUUCCUGCUUCCACUACAGCAAAGAGGAAAUCAAGGGAUCAGACUGUAUAGACCAGUUUCGGGCCAUGCAGGAAUGCAUGCAGAAAUACCCAGACCUCUAUCCCCAAGACGAGGAGGAGGAAGAGGAGGCAAAGCCAGUUGAGCAGGUGGAGGAAACAGCUGCUUCUAAGGCCUCUGCAGCCAAAGAGCAGGGGUCCAGCUCCUGAAGGCCACAGGCCCUGGCCGCCACUCACCAUGAGACUUUCUUCUGUACAAUGCCUUUUGGUCACCUCUGUGAAAGUUCCUUUCCUCUGUGCACUGUUAUGUACAAAAUAACUUAUUUUAAUGAUCAGAGGUCUUGGCUACUUGCCAUAUACACUGAAGAGGUGUGUACACCUAUGUCCUGUGUAAACCUGUCCUUGAACGUUAAGCCACUGCUGGAUGUACUCUGUGAUUGCCCUGGAUUUUGUCACUUUGAAAUACUGUGCUGUGACUUCUCAGCAAUCAAAAGUUGUUACUCAGGAAAGUUAUUCGUGAAAAAGCUGACUUAUUCUGACCCAUUGUAUUCCUUUUGGUAGAUUUUUACACCUCUUUGGGAAAUUAAGUAGAUACCAAAACUCCUUCAAGGGUAUAGGUCCAUUCCUAUUGGAAGAGGCUGGUGGUCAGAUGCUUGAAUUAGAGUACAUGGGACUGCUACCUUGUUCCUAGCUCCUAAGUUUCUGUGCAGUCCAAACUCCAAGGUGUCUACAGUUGCAGGGUGGGAUUGGACCCAGUGACUCCCAGUCCUUCCUGAGUGAAAGGAGAGGCUUGGGUUUUGCUUUAUUGUUUUGCGGUUCUGAAAGUCCUGGUUUGGGGCCCAUGUUCACUUGGUCCAGUCAGUUGUGACAUUGAUGUGGGGACCUAGCUGCUUCCAGAGCAGAAGCCAGCAGAGGAAAUGUCUGAAUGAAGUACUCAAUUAAAAAGAAAAAAAACUUCUGUCUGA
Messenger RNA from Myodes glareolus (Bank vole), 1374 nucleotides. RefSeq names its product coiled-coil-helix-coiled-coil-helix domain containing 4 (gene Chchd4). Gene Ontology annotation, molecular function: protein-disulfide reductase activity. The record is from RefSeq and is a predicted model, not a curated record. Gene Ontology annotation, biological process: protein import into mitochondrial intermembrane space. Gene Ontology annotation, cellular component: mitochondrial intermembrane space. Lineage: Eukaryota; Metazoa; Chordata; Mammalia; Rodentia; Cricetidae.